CCGAAACUUUCUGUUUUCUGGUUCGUUUAGCGACGACGACUUCUGCUCAGACUGCUAGAUUCGUUUUUCUACGCAGACCGCGAACUUCUCCCAAAUGCGUCGCGUACCUGUUAGAGCCCUUCGGACGACUAUUCAAUGCACCGUCCGGGGCCUCACUCGUACUAGUCGUCCGCGACGCUGCAUUAAUUUCCCCCACCAUCGUUUUAACGCCAGUCUGGGCGUUCGAUCCGCUACCUCCUCCUCCGCCGCCUCGACUGCAUCCGCUUCCGCAUCUGCUUCGGCAUCCUCAUCUUCUACUACACGUCCCAACUAUGCUGUAAGCGAGCCCUUGCGAUCAUCCAUGUAUAUCCGCCGAUUCUCUGUCGCUCUGGUAUCUAGCCUAGUUGGCUACGGCGCCUGGUAUACGUACAAGGGAGGCAAUUCCCUAGAACAGGUCGGGGCUAAAUCAUACACCACCACACCAACUCAGUUGUCGAACGCCGCUGCCACAACCCGUAAUGUCCUCGUAGUUGGAGCCGACGAACUCCAUACCGGCACAUUUGUUGGCGAAGGCCCGAUAGCGAAGAACUUCGACGGAAGUGGAAGAAACGUUCUCGAGAUGCUCACUCCGGAUCAGGCAACCGAGAAGCUGCGAGAGAACGAGGCUUCCUUCCUGGUCAAUCGAGGGCAGGGUGUCUUGCGCUAUGAUGUAGUUCAAGUCGCGAGCAACAACCCAAUCGAGGACGAUCACGCCGAGAAGAUUGUCGAGAUUUCUGGACAGGGAGAUGAGACGAAUACCAACGAUUGGAUGUUCUGGGGUGUUUUUGACGGCCAUGCUGGUUGGACGACGUCAGCAAAGCUUCGACAAACUUUGAUCAGCUUUGUUGCUCGAGAACUCAACACAACCUACAAGGCUGCUGGGACCUUGGGAACAGUGCCGUCACCGGAGGCAAUUGAUACGGCCAUUAAGCUAGGAUUUACCCGCCUGGACCACGAGAUCGUGCACGAAAGUGUGGAGAAAGUUCUAAAGUCCAACUCCAAACGGGUCGCGGCCGAACUUCUUGGCCCCGCAUUAUCUGGCUCUUGCGCUCUGUUGUCAUUCUAUGACAGCAGCACCAAGACAUUGCGCGUGGCUUGCACGGGCGAUUCUCGAGCUGUCCUUGGUCGUCGUAGUUCGUCUGGAAAAUGGACGGCAACUCCUUUAUCAGAAGAUCAAACCGGGCGUAAUCCCAACGAGGAGAACCGCAUGCGCAAGGCCCAUCCAGGCGAGGAUCGUGUUAUUUACAAUGGUCGAGUUCUUGGUGGCCUAGAGCCAACCCGAGCGUUUGGUGACGCUAGCUACAAGUGGAGCAGAGAGAUCUCUGACCGACUCCGAGCCUCGUUCUUUGGCCGAAGCUCUUCCCCAUAUCUGAAGACCCCUCCUUACGUAACAGCUGAGCCCGUCGUCACCACGACCAACAUCCAACCUGAGAAAGGUGAUUUCCUAGUCAUGGCUACGGAUGGGCUCUGGGAGAUGUUGACCAACGAAGAAGUGGUGGGACUCGUUGGCAAGUGGAUUGAAUCGCAAGCCUCAUCGCCAUCAUCAAACUCACAAUUAGGCUCCGUGUGGACCAGACUCUUCGGCCCCGGCCAAGAUCUUCCUGUUGAAGCCGCCGAUCAAGCUGGUCCAGAUGGCCAGAAGACCCCGACUCGUCUACGACAAUGGGGCAUCUCGCCUGAUGAGAAGGAACGAUUCAUUGUUAAGGACAAGAACGUUGCUACUCAUCUCAUCCGCAAUGCUCUCGGUGGUAAGAAUGAGGAACAGGUCUGUGCCUUGCUCACACUUGUUUCUCCAUUUUCGAGACGUUACAGGGAUGAUCUGACUGUUCAAGUUAUCUUCUUCGGCGAUGGACCGAAGACUGGAUCUGUACUAGUCAAUGAGGAGGCCUCAAGUGUACCUCAAUCAGCUAUUAAGGCAAAGCUGUGAGGCACUUGAGCCAUGCUAUGACUAUGUAUACCACCAUGAAAAGAUACCUUAUCUUACAUGUUACGGAUUGGCCUUUAAUUGCAGAAGUUACGAGAUAGAGCUUUUAUGCGGCAUGGCGUUUUUAGGUUGCUGAGCAUACCAACGAUUCACAAUGAGAGUUUCAUGGAUAAAGGCGAAAUAAAGGCGAGCUCUUAGGUACUUUGGCUUGUACAUAUGUGUGCCUCCACGUCAAUAUAUUUUACGUUUGGCAA
This is a messenger RNA of Annulohypoxylon truncatum, 2196 nucleotides long. RefSeq names its product protein serine/threonine phosphatase 2C. The record is from RefSeq and is a predicted model, not a curated record. Bases 95 to 1945 code for a protein of 616 amino acids. NCBI's taxonomy places the organism in Eukaryota, Fungi, Ascomycota, Sordariomycetes, Xylariales, Hypoxylaceae. Gene Ontology annotation, biological process: protein dephosphorylation. The transcript has 3 exons. Gene Ontology annotation, molecular function: protein serine/threonine phosphatase activity.